AAUAGGAGCGGGCAGGGGAGGAGUGAGCUGCCACUUUGGUAGCGAACUAGCAGCCCUCCGUCUCCCAGCAGGGAAAAAGCGCUGAGGGAGUUUUGCCUGGGCUAACUUUUAUCUGCAGGACAUAGCCUACGUGUAAAGUACUCAAAGCUUGGAGAGGCUGCUGCUGCCAUACCAGAGCUGUGCAGUGGGAGGAGAGCAGGAGCCCGAGCAGAGAGGGUCAGUGCCCAAUACAGCACAAGCCAUGGGUGAGGAGGGCCCACCCAGUCUGGAGUACAUUCAGGCCAAGGACCUGUUCCCCCAGAAGGACCUGGUGAAGGAGGAGGAGAGCCUCCAGGUUCCUUUCCCAGUCCUUCAGGGGGAGGCAGUAGAGUAUCUCGGCCGCGCUGAUGACGCCAUCAUAGCUAUCUCCAACUACAGGCUGCACAUCAAGUUCAAAGACUCCAUUAUCAAUACAUACCCAGGUGUGGACAAUGAGAUUUCUGUGCCUCUGCGGCUGAUUGAGAACGUGGAGAGCAGAGAUAUGUUCCAGCUGCACAUCAUCUGCAAGGACUCCAAAGUUGUCAGGUGCCACUUCUCUACGUUUAAGCAGUGCCAGGAAUGGCUGAAGCGGCUGAACCGUGCCAUAGCUCACCCGUCACGGAUGGAGGACCUGUUCGCCCUGGCCUACCACGCCUGGUGCCUCGGGGGCAGCGCCGAUGACGAGGACCAGCACCUGCACCUGUGUCGCCCAGGAGACCAUGUUCUUCAGAGACUGGACGUGGAGGUGAAGAGAAUGGGCUACGACAUGCAGAAUGCCUGGCGAAUAUCUGACCUCAACAGCAACUACAAGCUGUGCUCCAGCUAUCCUCAGAAGCUGCUGGUUCCCGUGUGGAUCACAGAUAAGGAGCUGGAGAGUGUGGCUUCCUUCCGCUCCUGGAAGAGGAUCCCUGUUGUGGUGUACAGACACCAGAGGAAUGGGGCAGUGAUCGCCCGCUGCAGCCAGCCCGAGAUCAGCUGGUGGGGUUGGAGGAACACGGACGACGAGUACCUGGUCACCUCCAUCGCCAAGGCCUGCAUGCUGGACCGCGGCAACCGGGGACUUGGGGCCCUCAGCAGCAGCAGCAGCAGCAGCAGCAAAGCCAGGGGAGACGGCCCCGACAGCUCUGAUGGUGACUUCGAUUCCUCGUUGACUGUUUGCCCAGGCCCCGAUGCCAACGUUGCACCACAGAAGCUGCUGAUCCUCGAUGCCCGCUCCUACACAGCCGCGGUGGCCAACCGUGCCAAGGGGGGCGGCUGCGAGUGUGAAGAGUACUACCCUAACUGUGAGGUUAUGUUCAUGGGCAUGGCAAACAUCCACUCCAUCAGGAACAGCUUCCAGGCUCUGCGGACGGUGUGCAGUCAGAUCCCGGAUCCUGGCAACUGGCUCUCGGCCCUGGAGAGCACCCGUUGGCUGCAGCACCUGUCCGUCAUGCUGAAGGCAGCCACUCUGGUGUGCUCUGCGGUGGAGAGGGAUGGCCGGCCAGUGCUGGUGCACUGCUCGGACGGCUGGGACCGCACGCCGCAGAUCGCCGCCCUCGCCAAGAUCCUCCUGGACCCCUUCUACAGGACCAUGGAGGGUUUCCAGGUGCUGGUGGAGACGGAGUGGCUGGACUUCGGCCACAAGUUUGGCGACCGCUGCGGGCACCAGGAGAACGCCGACGACGUGAGCGAGCAGUGCCCCGUCUUCCUGCAGUGGCUGGACUGCGUGCACCAGCUGCUCAAGCAGUUCCCGUGCCUGUUUGAGUUCAACGAGGCCUUCCUGGUGAAACUGGUGCAGCACACAUACUCGUGUCUGUACGGCACGUUCCUGUGCAACAACGCUCGCGAGAGGGAGGCCCGCAACAUCUACAAGCGCACCUGCUCCGUCUGGUCCCUGCUCCGCACCGGCAACAAGAACUUCCAGAACUUUCUCUACAUACCCAGUCAUGACAUGGUGCUGCAGCCGGUGUGUCACACGCGUGCCCUGCAGCUGUGGACGGCCGUCUACCUCCCCACCUCGUCGCCCUGCACCGCUGCCGAGGACGCCAUGGAGAUCUACCUGUCCCCCUGUGGCCAGGGCGAGGAGCUCACCUCGCGCUCCCUCGACAGGCUUCCAAAGACACGCUCCAUGGACAACCUCGUGUCUGCCUGUGAAAACGGGGUGGCACUCACACGCACGUCCAGUGACCCCAACCUCAACAAACACUGCCAGGAGGGCCGCGUGGCCCUGGACGCUGUGGGCAGCCCGGCGGGCUCCCCCACUGACAUUAGCCUGGAGGAGCACACGCCCGACACAGGCCUUGGCAGCGAGGACCCCGACGUGGAGACAUGCGAGGAGACGCCUCCCCAGACGCCUCCGCCGGCCACAGCGCCGGCCAGCGAGGAGGCUCCUCUGGGGGCGUCGAAGGAGGGGGAGGAGCUGUGCUUGACCACGCAACCUCUGCCCUGCCUCCCCCAUCCGCUCUCCCUGGGGCAGGACUGCCCGGUGCCCACGGCGGUCAUCCACCAGGCCCCUGCGCCCCGCUGUGCCAGCCCCCCUCUCCCACCGCCCCUGCCCCUGCCCCUGCAGGAGGUGCUGCCCUGGACCGCUAACGGUGGCGACGCUCCCUUCUCCCCAGCUGCUGCUGUUGCAGACGCCAGCGCUCCUCACCCCCCCGACCUCAACGGCGUCUCCCACGCAGACAACGAGGAGGAGGAGCUUGACGAGCCUCUGGAGGGGUGCACUGCCGAAGCCAAGGAGCUUCUGGCCAUCAAACGCCCGCUGCGGCCCACCUUAAUGGAGGACUCGACCGAGACCCUGACCGAGCAGAGCGCCAUCCCGCCCCAGCAGCCUCCGCUCCGGAGGGCCAGCUCAGGCGAGGCCCAGGCUCAGCCCCGGCCACUGACCCCGAGUAGCUCUAAAGAGGAGGGCAGAAGGACUGAGGGCCCGUGUAAGGGGGAGCUGGUGGCCGUGCGUGGCGAGCGCGGCGUGCCCGAGUGUGCCCGUGCGGCCCGGCGGCUGGUCUCCCAGAGCCAGCUGAGCGACUUCACGCUGCUGGGCUCGCCGUGGGGCAGCGUGCAGGGCCUGGUGCAGUCCGCCUGCGGAGGGGCACUGCAGCAGGGCGGCUACCAGAGCCGCCGACUGGCCAGCAAGCUGCUGCGCGCCCAGGGAGCCAGCGGAAAUGGCAGCGGCGCCGCCAACGGCCACUGCUGCCGCCGAGACAGAGACCUGUCGGGUCGCUCGUCCACGGCGGCGAACGGUAGCGGUCCCGGCGCCGGGUCCUCCAGCUGGCUGUCGACGGUGAAGAGCUCGGGCUACGCCGCGCUGUGCGCCUCCACCGCUUCGUCGGGGCCGUACAUGCGGCAGCUGCUGGCCGCAGCGCAGUCCUCCUCGCCGACGGCCAGCGCGUCCCCGCCUCCAUCGUCAUCGGCGGCGCUGCAGGCCCAGGCGCCGGCCUACAUGGACGACGACGGCCUGCCGGUGGCUCUGGACGCGGUGCAGCAGCGGCUGCGUCAGAUCGAGGCCACAUACAAGCAGGAGGUGGAGGUGCUGCGUCGGCAGGUCAGACAGCUGCAGAUGAGACUGGAGAGCAAGCAGUACUGCACACCGCCCUCCGAGCCCGACAUGGACUACGAGGACGACAUUACGUGCCUGAGGGAGUCAGACGACAGCGCUGAGGAGGACUCCCUGUCUGACCACAGCGAGGACCGCUUCAGCGAGGGCAGCUGGGAUCGCAUCGAGCGGAAGGACACAGAGGUCAGCGCCCCUCAUAGCCUUCUGCAGGUUACACGAUGGGUUCCCGAUCACAUGGCCUCACAUUGCUUUAACUGUGACUCUGAGUUCUGGAUUGCCAAGAGACGCCAUCACUGCAGGAACUGCGGCAACGUGUUCUGCAAAGACUGCUGCCACCUGAAGUUGCCCAUUCCAGACCAGCAGCUGUACGACCCGGUCCUGGUGUGCAACACCUGCCACGACCUGCUGCUGGAGUCGCGCACGCGCGAGAUCCGCAGCCAGCAGCUCAAGAAGCCCAUCGCCACCGCCUCCAGCUGAGGGCCUCUCUGAACCUCGCGACCUGCCCUGCCUGUGUCCACUCCCCCCCACCCCCAACCCCUCUACUCGGGCCUGGUGCAGUUUGGCCUGGCACUGCUCACCGUUGGUUGAGCCCCCAGAUGUGCAUUCGACCACUUUGGCUGGGGAGCCCUAGUUGCCCCCCCCCCCCCCCCCCAAUCCAACCAACCAACCCACCCACACCCACACCUACUGAUUACACACGCCCCCCACACCCGCCAUGAAACUGUCCUUGCGGGUGAUGACAAUGAGGAGGUGGAGGAAGAGAACUGGGAGGUAGUUGGGAGUGUGUCACUUGAGAAGUUGGUCUGUGUUGGAUGAUGGACCGACCGCUCUGAGAUGGACAAUGACUGAAAAGGCUGGACAGAAAAGGACAAAGAGAGUUUGAAAUGGGUGGAUAGGUGGGGAGGGGCUAUUUUGUGAAAUGGCGGUUGUCCUUGUGAAGCCCCUACUUUGGUAGACAGCACCUUCAGGCCGAGGAGGUUGCAGCGUCCUGCUGGCCCCUGGCUCUGGCCCUCUGUGUAGGGAGGUAGGGCUUUCUCCUUACAGUGCCCUCUGCUGGACUGGUGGAGAAGCCUUCAGCUUGAACUGGAGUUCCCCUUGUUCCAACAUCCUUUUAACCUGGACAUCAGUGACACCUUGACCUGCCCCACUGCUUACACACACACACACACACACACACACACACACACACACACACACACACACACACACACCAUAAAUAAACACAACCACACACCUCAGAGGACAAUCUCUCACAUCCCCUGAAGUUUGAAACUUUGAAGCCUUUCGUUCAUCAUACUGGAGGCGUAACUAUUUAAGGAAAUAAAAAAGAAAAUGCUGCUAAAGUAUUGAAAAAAAUCAAUUUUUUUUUUAUUCUUAUUAUUUUGUGCACUACACAUUUGUUGUAUAUUUUGAGGGAAUUUGAGACCAAACCCAAGCAAAGGGAUACAUCUGCUGUUUACUUGCUGUUGUAUGUGGUUGUGGGCUCUGCAAUGCUUGAAUGUAAUGUUUGUGAUUGGGGAGUGUGAUGUUUGUGACUGGGGAGUGUGGACUAUUGGGGGGGGGGUACUGAAAGGCUCAAUCAUUCAUAUUCACGUGCAUUCAGUGAGCUGUGUGUUUGUCUGUUUCUGCAGUUUGCCUUUAUUAUUGGGUGAAGAAAAAAGGAUCAUGCACAGUUAUUUUUUUUUUUUUAUUAUUAAGCUAAAUUUAAAAGCAGAUUGUGUAAAGGUUCUUUUUCCCAGAAUCCAGAAUAUAAUGCUCAUAUUCAGCAGGACCCAUGUUGGUCCAAUUUGGACAACUUGAGGGAGCCAGAUGAUAUUGGGGGAGCCAGAUGAUGACGGGAAUCUGUCAAAAUAUAACUUUUUUUUUUUCACUUCCAAAUUUUUGCUAACGUUAAAUUCAGCAUCUGGGUUUUUGUAAUACAUUCAGAAGGUAAAGGUUAAGCCCACAUACUUUUGCACGAGGGGAUGUUUGUGAGAGAUUUCUGUACGUCCUUGUUUUGCUUUGUCUGCUGUCUCUGAAUGUGAUAUGUCAUGACACGGUGUCAUCAUGCAUUCAAUAUCACGAUGAGUUUCAGUUACUUCCUUUUCUAAAAAUUGGCUGUGGUUCCCAAACAUUGGUGUAUGUGUUGUUGAAUGGUGUUCCUUGAAAAAAAAUUAAAACUAUAUAUAGUGCCAUCUUUUAUUUUGUUUUGUUUUUUAAGCCUUUUUCUCAUGGAUUACACUUGGUUACUAACUGGUAACUGCUUGAUAUGUUAAUGGUACAAAAAUAGCUAGCUGCUUUAACAAUGAGAAAAUAACUUUGUAAGUUCAACAGGGUUGUCUGUUGGAUCUUGAAGUCAUGAUAUUCACUGAAAGAUGACAGUAGGAUACUGAAUCCUUAUGAUUCAAACGUUACCUAUUGUUUUCUGUCUUUCUUUGUUCUGGUGUUAAUGAAGGAAUGAUAUGAAAGAAAAAAAGACCCCAGAAAUGUAACAUAGCUCUCUGAUCUAGUGACUAAAAGGUGUCACUUAGUCAAUAAUUGUUUUCAGGAAAUGCACUGUACAAGUUAAAUCCUAUGGGGUAAAUAAAGUAUAUAUCUGUAUCAUC
Alosa sapidissima (American shad) is the source of this 6135-nucleotide messenger RNA. It is a transcript of the gene mtmr4, whose product is annotated as myotubularin related protein 4. The record is from RefSeq and is a predicted model, not a curated record. NCBI's taxonomy places the organism in Eukaryota, Metazoa, Chordata, Actinopteri, Clupeiformes, Clupeidae. The coding region runs from base 242 to 4027 and encodes 1261 amino acids. The transcript is spliced from 20 exons. Gene Ontology annotation, molecular function: metal ion binding; phosphatidylinositol-3,5-bisphosphate 3-phosphatase activity; protein phosphatase binding. Gene Ontology annotation, biological process: dephosphorylation; regulation of autophagy.